AUGGUGAAGAAGCAAGGAAAAGAUAGGCAUUCUUCAUCCAUUUCAGGAUUACAAAAUGCAACACUUCGGGAACAAAAUGUCGGCAGAAAACAUGCCAACCCGAGUUCAAUGCUGAAAAUGGAGCAUCUGAAGAGAUUGGCCACGUGGGCAGGUGGAGAAGCUUCGAUACCCUCUCUUGGAGCUCUUUUCGGACACCAUCUGGCUGCCAAUGCAGAGGCUGAGGGCGUUCCUUCAGAUCGUUCAAUCUUUUCUUGCCAGAGGUAUGAUUCGUGUCAUCAUGUCUUACCAGCCAUAUCUUGUUUUCCUUGAAGUGAUUUUAAACUCGCACACUUUCUGACCAAUCCACUUACCUUUUGCUCAUAAUCUUCUCUGACAUGGUGAAGAACCAAGGAAAAAAUAGCCCUUCUUCCUCCAGUUUAGGAUUAAAAGCCUGAUACUUGGUCACUUUUCAAAGAUUAGAUCAUCAGGACAGGCGUUCAACGACGCGAGAGCUGCCUGCAUUAGACAUACCCUACAUCCAAUAUCAUAGAAAUCCGAAUAUUAUUUCAUCGUACACAUUUUUCCGCCUAAGAUUAUCCAUAAACGUUGAAUUUGCGUGUACCGUUCAUGUUCAUCUAAUGCUGUCAACUGUGGGGACCCACCCGUUGUAAUAACUUUGCAUUAAGUAGCUAGAAACCUGUCGAAAAUUAGAUCAGCGGUCAUGAUUGGUGCUUUGGUCACCAGGUUGGUCCUCCUUUUGCAAGCUUGGGCUUAAUAUUUUAUCAAACUUUAGGUUUGCAAUACCAAAAUCUAUAUCAACAUUGGUUACCUGCGGUGAUGGAUUAGAAAUGGGAAGGUUAUGUGUUUCCCCUUCUUUCUGGCUACUCAUUGAUGUGAGUCUGCAGAUGGGUUCUUCUUGAGUAUGACGAAUUUGACUAGAAGAAAAUCACUGGCUAUAGAAGAUUGGAAGCCAUGAUUUGGUGUGUGGAAGGAUGUGUAUUGGCCAUGCUAGUUCUCGAGGUCUUUGUUUAUUAGUUUCUAGGAAUAAAAAUACGGGGCAUCUAGAUGACUCAUUCUGAAUGCUCGCAACAGUGAAGAUAAAUGGUCACUUGCUGCAAACAAGUAGAAAGCUAAAACCUGCAAGUGAGAAGACUCAGAGGUCUUGUGAAUGUGAACCCAUGGAUUCAUUUCGUCGAUGGAAGCUGAUUAUGUGUGUUCUUAGUUCAUUCUGUCUGCGGGCUUACCCUCCCUUUCAGAUAAUCUGUAUAAAUAACCCUGUUGUUUUUAUAUCCUCAGGUGCGAAACAAUUCUCCAGCCUGGCCGCAACUGCACCGUGCGAAUCGAAAGAAAUACCGCAACUGGGUCAAAAUCUCGAAGAACAUCUGGCAUUUCCCGGAACAGAAUAGUCUAUACAUGCAAUUUCUGUUCGCAUAGGAAUUCAAGAAAUGGUACCCCAGUGGGCCACGUCAAAGACCUAUUGGCUUCGAGACCUCUGCCCAGCGGUGGAUCGACGAGUGUAGAUUCGUGUUCCGCUGAGAGAAUUGAGAAAGAUUCUACCGUCAAGUCAGCCAGCCCUGCGCGGGCGGCGAGCAAUGUUCCUGCUGACGACUGUCCUCAGACACCAUCCAGCGGGGUUGAUGUCUGUCUGUCAUCGAAGCAGAAGAAGAAGAGAGAGGCGGCUCAAUCUGAAGCCGCUGGGCCUGGGAAAGACGGCGGCGUCUCCGGCAAGCGGCGGAGGAAAAGGUGGUCCAGUGUGAAGGAGAUCGCUCUGAGCGGUGAGCGGGAGAGAGAAGGGCGGAUUAGCAGCUUGCCCAUCCCAUUUCUUAUGUAA
This is a messenger RNA of Spirodela intermedia, 1810 nucleotides long. Lineage: Eukaryota; Viridiplantae; Streptophyta; Magnoliopsida; Alismatales; Araceae. The record is from the annotation of a GenBank genome assembly.